AUGAUAUCGGCUCAAUCAUCUACAUUUUUGGUACAUUUGAUCCAGAUGAAAUUACCCUAUUUUUCCAGUGAUAUACCCUAUAUCAUCAAGCAGCAAGGCCCCCUGCGAUGCUACUUCACUUGCUCAAUGGAGAGCAUAAUUAACAUCUUCUUGGAAUUGAUAAAGUCCAAAUCAAAAGGUGGUCAAAAUGCCAGUUUUCUCAUCAAGCGAUUUGCGAUUAACAAUUAUACCAGCACGGCAAUCAGCAUCUGUGAUGAAAUCAACCUCAUUUGGCCAAAGCCAUAUGGAAGAGAGAGCUACAUGGACCUUCCUAAUGAUUCUAGUAGUGCACAUUUGUGGGAGCUGUUUCAUCAGUUUGUUAAUUUGAACGAUGAUUUGGUGGAAGGUGUAGGCGGCCCUAGUGUGAAGGAAGCUUUAUUGAAAUAUUACCAGAGAACAACAGGCUUGACUGGCCACGAGUUUGGUGACUCUGUUAUUGUUGUAGCUGCAAGUCUGUGGAUAGACUCGACUGUAUAUAUCUCAUGGAUGUACCAAAGAAAGAAAAACAAGACCAGCCGUGGCAACCAUUACGUGAUGUUUACUUGCCCCUAUAGAAACAACCAUAAUGUAAUUGUUCACAGCUGGCUCGUCGGUACAAUACAGUUCUACUUUCAGCAUGUAGAUUUCCAUGGCUUCCCACACUUUCUUGCUUUCAUGGAGGUCAUGAAGGAACAUGAUGCAGCUGGUCACAACUCAUCAGUGCCUAUCGUCAAACAAUGGUCACAAAGCACUCAUACACUAGGCCACCAAACGCAACCGACUUAUGCAGUUAUAAGUGUAAAUGAUAUUUGUCAUCAAGUUGGUCUGGUCUAA
Molecule: messenger RNA, 852 nt
Organism: Phycomyces blakesleeanus NRRL 1555(-)
Lineage: Eukaryota; Fungi; Mucoromycota; Mucoromycetes; Mucorales; Phycomycetaceae
Exons: 2
Coding region: 1-852 (283 amino acids)
Source: RefSeq, a predicted model, not a curated record